AGUGGGUCGAGCCCUUACAAAACUCGCCCCAGUGGGCCAGCAAGGCGAGCGUCACUGCGGGGCCUCUCCAAUCUGUGUCCCGCCGGGGACAUGGACGCCUGAGAACCCGUGGGUCCGGUAGGUCACAGAACACAGAAAACACCGGGACUCGGGACCGUCAUGCACUCCAAGACUGCUCCAAGGUUCCUGGUGUUCCUGCUGCUUACCCUGCUGCUACUCCUGGCUGCCUCUCCUGUGGCUAGCAAGGGCUGUGUCUGCAAAGGCAAAGGACAAUGCCUCUGCGCGGGGACCAAAGGGGAGAAGGGGGAGAAAGGGGUUCCUGGUUCCCCUGGAUUUCCUGGCCAGAAAGGAUUUCCAGGUCCUGAAGGCUUGCCUGGACCACAGGGACCCAAGGGCUCCCCAGGACUUCCGGGACUCACUGGCCCCAAAGGCAUCAGGGGAAUAACUGGAUUACCAGGGUUUGCAGGUCCUCCUGGACUUCCAGGCCUCCCAGGCCACCCUGGGCCUCGUGGGCUGGCUGGUUUACCAGGAUGCAACGGAUCUAAGGGUGAACAAGGAUUCCCGGGCUUUCCCGGCACACCAGGCUAUGCAGGGCUCCCAGGUCCUGAUGGCUUGAAAGGACAAAAGGGUGAGCCUGCUCAAGGAGAAGACAGGGGAUUCAAUGGAAAAGGUGACCCUGGGCCUCCAGGGGUUCCAGGCUUCCAGGGUUUUCCGGGACUCCCAGGUUUUCCAGGGCCUGCCGGUCCACCAGGACCUCCGGGAUUUUUUGGUUUACCAGGAGCAAUGGGACCCAGAGGACCCAAAGGCCACAUGGGCGAUAGCGUGAUAGGACAAAAAGGAGAAAGGGGUAUGAAAGGAUUAACAGGACCUCCUGGGCCACCAGGAACAGUGAUUUUUACACUCACCCAGCCAUACAACAAAUCGGACUUCAAGGGAGAGAAAGGAGAUGAGGGAGAGAGGGGUGAACCCGGACCUCCUGGACCCUCGGGGCCACCUGGAGACUCCUAUGGAUCAGAAAAGGGUGCGCCUGGAGAGCCUGGUCCUCGGGGCAAACCUGGAAAAGAUGGUGCCCCUGGCUUCCCUGGCACUGAGGGAGCCAAAGGCAACAGGGGCUUUCCUGGGUUGAGGGGUGAAGCUGGCAUUAAGGGAAGGAAAGGAGACAUUGGCCCCCCAGGAUUUCCUGGUCCAACAGAAUAUUAUGACGCAUACCUGGAAAAGGGAGAGAGAGGAAUGCCAGGCCUUCCUGGGCCCAAAGGAGCCCGUGGCCCACAGGGUCCAAGUGGUCCCCCUGGAGUCCCUGGAAGUCCUGGACUGUCAAGGCCUGGCCUCAGAGGACCCAUUGGAUGGCCAGGCUUGAAAGGGAGUAAAGGAGAGAGAGGACCCCCUGGAAAAGACACUGUGGGCCCUCCUGGACCCCUGGGAUGUCCUGGCUCACCAGGUCCACCAGGCCCUCCAGGACCUCCAGGAUGUCCAGGUGACAUUGUUUUUAAAUGUUCCCCUGGUGAGCAUGGAAUGCCAGGUGACACAGGACCUCCAGGAGUUCCAGGACUUGAUGGACCCAAAGGAGAACCAGGCAGUCCAUGCACCGAGUGUCACUGCUUCCCAGGGCCCCCUGGAGUCCCAGGAUUUCCAGGAUUAGAUGGUAUCAAAGGAAUCCCAGGAGGACGAGGUGUGCCUGGUCUGAAGGGAAACCCAGGGUCCCCAGGAAGUGCAGGUCUCCCAGGAUUUGCAGGAUUCCCAGGUGACCAAGGGCAUCCAGGACUUAAAGGGGACAAAGGGGAUACACCUCUACCCUGGGGGCAAGUGGGUAAUCCAGGUGAUCCUGGACUCAGAGGCCUGCCCGGGAGAAAGGGCUUCGAUGGAACUCCUGGAGGUCCAGGAGCGAAAGGACCACCAGGACCUCAGGGCGAACCGGCCCUGAGUGGAAGGAAAGGGGACCAAGGACCUCCAGGACCUCCUGGAUUCCCUGGACCCCCAGGACCUGCAGGACCAGCUGGACCACCAGGCUAUGGACCUCAAGGAGAGCCAGGUCCAAAGGGAGCCCAAGGAGUCCCCGGCGUCCUGGGACCACCUGGAGAAGCCGGUCUUAAAGGAGAACCCAGUACAUCAACUCCAGAUCUAGGUCCCCCAGGCCCUCCAGGGCCCCCUGGUCAGGCUGGCCCCAGAGGUCUACCUGGUUUGCCUGGACCGGUGGGAAAAUGUGAUCCUGGUCUUCCUGGACCUGAUGGUGAGCCAGGAAUUCCAGAAGCUGGAUGCCCAGGGCCUCCAGGACCUAAGGGAAAUCAAGGUUUCCCAGGGACAAAAGGAUCACCUGGUUGUCCUGGGGAAAUGGGAAAGCCUGGCCGUCCUGGAGAACCAGGCAUCCCAGGAGCCAAGGGAGAACCAUCCGUAGGCAGGCCUGGGAAACCAGGGAAACCAGGCUUUCCAGGAGAAAGAGGCAAUGCUGGGGAAAAUGGAGAUAUUGGACUCCCUGGGCUUCCAGGCCUCCCUGGAACUCCAGGAAGAGGCGGGCUUGACGGGCCUCCAGGAGACCCAGGACAGCCUGGAUCACCUGGAGCAAAAGGAUCCCCAGGAAGGUGCAUACCAGGACCCAGGGGCACCCAAGGACUUCCCGGCUUGAAUGGAUUGAAAGGGCAACCAGGUCGAAGAGGUGAUACCGGGCCAAAGGGAGACCCUGGCAUCCCAGGCAUGGACAGGUCUGGGGUCCCCGGAGAUCCUGGACCACCAGGAACACCAGGUUGUCCUGGUGAGAUGGGACCACCUGGACAAAAAGGAUAUCCGGGAGCUCCAGGAUUCCCAGGACCACCAGGCGAGAAAGGAGAGGUUGGAAUGAUGGGCUAUCCUGGAACCACUGGCCCUCCGGGGCUUCCUGGGAAACCAGGCUCACAGGGGCAGCGAGGUAGCCUCGGAAUCCCAGGAAUGAAAGGGGAAAAAGGACGCCCAGGAGCCAAAGGCGAACGAGGAGAGAAAGGAAAACCAGGGCCUUCUCAAACAACACUCUUAAAGGGAGACAAAGGAGAGCCUGGACUUAAAGGAUUUGUUGGGAAUCCAGGUGAGAAAGGAAACAGAGGCAACCCAGGGUUACCAGGUCCGAAAGGCCUCGAGGGAUUGCCUGGGCUACCAGGUCCUCCAGGCCCUAGAGGAGAUACGGGAAGCAGAGGAAAUCCUGGAAGACCAGGACCACACGGCAUGCCAGGAAGCAUGGGGAUCAUGGGGGUGCCAGGCCCUAAAGGGAGAAAAGGAACUUCAGGGCUUCCAGGUCUAGCUGGAAGACCAGGCCUGACAGGGAUCCAUGGUCCCCAAGGAGAUAAGGGGGAGCCGGGUUAUUCAGAAGGUGCAAGACCAGGACCACCAGGACCAAAGGGCGAUCCAGGAUUGCCAGGUGACAAAGGAAAGAAAGGAGAAAGAGGCGUACCUGGGCCACCUGGACAAUCGGGGCCUGCCGGACCUGAUGGAGCCCCUGGGAGUCCUGGGAGUCCUGGUCACCCAGGAAAACCAGGUCCUGCUGGUGAUUUGGGUCUGAAAGGACAGAAAGGCUUCCCAGGCCCUCCAGGAAGCACUGGCCCUCCAGGCCCUCCAGGACUCCCAGGACUUCCUGGGCCAAUGGGUAUGAGAGGUGACCAAGGACGUGAUGGAAUUCCUGGUCCUCCAGGAGAAAAAGGAGAAACAGGCUUGCUGGGGGCCUACCCAGGCCCAAAAGGGAGCCCUGGUGUACCAGGUGCCAAAGGAGACAGGGGAGUUCCAGGCUUGUCUGGCCUUCCCGGCAGGAAGGGGGUUAUGGGGGAUGUUGGACCCCAAGGACCCCCAGGCACUGCUGGACUCCCAGGGCCACCAGGUCUACCUGGGGCAAUUAUCCCUGGCCCCAAAGGAGACAGAGGUCUUCCUGGCUUAAGAGGAAAUCCAGGUGAGCCAGGUCCCCCUGGACCUCCAGGACCUAUCGGAAAAGGCAUAAAAGGUGACAAAGGAUUUAUGGGCCCACCUGGCCCCAAAGGCCUGCCUGGAACUGUAGGGGACAUGGGCCCACCAGGUUUCCCGGGAGCACCAGGUACCCCCGGUCUUCCCGGUGUCAGAGGUGAUCCAGGAUUCCCUGGAUUUCCAGGCAUAAAAGGAGAAAAGGGUAACCCUGGAUUUCUUGGGCCAAUUGGACAUCCAGGACCAGUUGGGCCCAAAGGACCACCAGGUCCACGUGGAAAACCUGGCACUCUUAAGGUCAUCUCUCUUCCGGGAAGCCCAGGGCCACCUGGUGUACCUGGACAGCCAGGAAUGAAAGGAGACCCUGGACCCCUGGGACUGCCAGGAAUCCCAGGACCCUGUGGGCCAAGAGGUAAACCAGGCAAGGAUGGGAAACCAGGAACUCCAGGACCAGCUGGUACAAAGGGCAACAAGGGCUUGAAAGGACAGCAAGGCCCACCUGGUCUGGAUGGAUUGCCAGGCUUAAAGGGAAAUCCUGGUGACAGGGGAACGCCGGCCACUGGUACAAGAAUGCGAGGCUUCAUCUUCACCCGACACAGUCAAACCACGGCCAUUCCUUCAUGCCCUGAAGGAACACAGCCACUCUAUAGUGGGUUUUCUCUUCUUUUUGUACAAGGAAACAAACGUGCACAUGGACAAGACCUAGGUACUCUGGGCAGCUGCCUGCAGCGAUUCACCACAAUGCCGUUCUUAUUCUGUAACAUCAAUAAUGUAUGUAACUUUGCAUCACGAAAUGAUUAUUCAUACUGGCUGUCAACACCAGCUCUGAUGCCAAUGGACAUGGCUCCAAUUAGUGGCAGAGCUCUCGAACCCUAUAUUAGCAGAUGCACCGUCUGUGAAGGUCCAGCAAUGGCCAUAGCUGUUCACAGUCAAACUACUGCUAUCCCUCCGUGUCCCCAGGACUGGGUUUCUCUCUGGAAAGGUUUUUCUUUCAUUAUGUUCACAAGUGCAGGCUCUGAGGGUGCUGGACAAGCACUUGCCUCGCCUGGCUCCUGCCUGGAAGAAUUCCGAGCCAGUCCAUUUAUAGAAUGCCAUGGACGAGGGACAUGUAACUACUACUCAAACUCCUACAGUUUCUGGCUGGCUUCGCUGAACCCAGAAAGAAUGUUCAGAAAACCUAUUCCAUCAACUGUGAAAGCUGGAGACUUAGAGAAAAUCAUAAGCCGCUGUCAGGUGUGCAUGAAGAAAAGACAUUGACGAAAUCAAAGAAACCAGAACCGUUUUUUUUUUUUUUUUUUUUUUUUUUGUUCCUUCUUAAGUAACAAAGUCAUGACUUAGAACAUGAAUUUACUUAGGUCUUUCUCUCUAACCUUAAAGAUGUAGUAGUGCAAAGUUUCACUACACAAGAAAGCAUUUCAUUCGUUAGUCUGUGAUGUGGGUCUCUAAACCUGUAGGUUUCAAAGUUCCCUGUGGAAAGGCAACAGCUUGCCACAGAAUAUCGCUGAAAUCACAUUCCAGUUGUACCCAAAGAGCUGACUAAAUGUUGAUUGUGUGGAACUUGAACUACAAGCUAAGAGAGGUCUGUCCUGUGGAUGCACGGUGUGUUCCUUGUCUCCCACUCCUGAGCAAAGGAGUGCGGUUCCUUCCAUCUCCUCCCUGACACCUUAGACUUCAACUACAGAAGGAGAAGGGAGUAUACCAUCAAGCACACCGUGAAGAGAACUGGAGGGUCAGAGCUGCUGAGUGGUGUAAGGGCUAGAACACAGAAUAAAUGAGGCCCCAUGAUGUUUCAGGACUCAUUUAAAUAUGCACAAGGCUAGGACCAAAGGAAACUUCCUGAAGCGAAUCAUAACAGGCUUGUAUAUAAAGUGUAGUUUUGUUUUCUGUUUUGUUGACGAUGUCUAUUUGCUUAUUCACUGAGCUCUUUUUACUAUGUCAAUAGAUUCAAAGCUGGUAAAACGUUUACCCUUGGGGAACUAGGUUUUACUAGGAUGGCAUACACAUACAUUGAAACAUUUCUCUUUAUUGUUUUCACAAGUAACAAGGACACUGCUUACUAAAUGUGCACUUUAUCCCCACUCCUAUCAACGCCGACCUUAAAUAAUUUCACCAGGAAAUAAUCAGGUUUAUCCGACGCAAACAUUUUUUUCUUUGCUCUAAACAGUACAUAACAUGGAUUUACAGAUUUGUUCCUUUGUUAGUUUUAUAACUUUUCCUUUGGAAAACACACACGUACGCCAUGAUUUUUAUGUUAUAGAUUCUUCGCAACCAUGUGGAAAGAGACCACUGGGUAAAACCUUACUGUACUGUACACAGCUGCUAUAUGUCUUAAAACAUGUUCUUAAGUAUACAGAUACAUUCCACAGUUACUUAAUUGAGCUUAACAAGUUGUUUUCUUCAGUUCCAAACUAUUUCCCAUAUACUGGACUGGACCGGCGGUGCAGGGGGUAGUGAGAGAGACUUGCUUCUGAUCUACCCUCAAAGGAGAUAACAAACCCCGUGUGUGGAGACUCUCACGCAGGCAGGAAGCCCAUCCUCUGCUGCUUCACCCCCUUCCCUACACGGAAAACAAACAAAGAGUCUCAGCUAUGGUUGCUGUUUUAGUUUUCCCUUACUUCUAUUUCACAGUUCAGCAGGCCUGAGAGAAGAUUUAAAAAUAAGAGCACUUGUUGCUCUGCAGAAGCCCCUAGUUUAGUUCCUAGUACCCACACUGGUACUGUUUCACAGUAGCCUCUUCCAGAUGACCCAACAUCCACUUCUGGACUCUGCACCCACGCUCAGCUAGAUAUACAAAAGUUUUAAAACUUUUAAAAUAAGAUCUAUGUCCAGGCUAAGUUCAAAACCUCUAACUUCUCUUAGGCAUGCCAGAAGCUAAUGUCUGAAAAAUAUUAAGAAAUCGGGAACUUUUUAAUAAUCAGAUAGUGUCGUACUAUUUGAAGACUCAAAGAGGCCAGGCAUUGUGAGGCAAACCUUUGAGUGUAUUUCUUGACCCACGGAAGUGGACGUGAUGGUGCUGAUACUUAAGUUCAGGCUGGUGCUGUAAACUCAACUGCUUUGUAUUUGGAAAAUGUGACCCAAGAGCACAGACAAGGGUUGUCAUUCUUUACCAUUCGUGUGACCACUACAAGACAUUUUACACCUGAGCUGAGACAUGCAACAUCUCAUUACAAGUAUGUAUUUCAGCUAACAUUUUUGUUUGAAAAAUAUCCUGUUGUCCCACAUACAUUCCAGUAGUGAAAACAAGGACUAAUCUCCUUGGCCAGUGUAGGAGUAGCAGCUGUGGCAUUCAGGAGCUUGUCCUAAUUGCCCAUUGUAGAUCAUUCUAAACCUGCAAAGUUUGAAACUGUAACUAGCAAACAGAAAUCUGUGUCUUGUCUUGAUGAGAAGCAUCUCAUUGUACAACCCAGGAUGACCCCCAAAUCACCACAAGUUUUCUGCCUCAGCCACCCAGAAUUUUGUUUUCAAAGUUUUCAUCAUCCUCUCAUGUUCUCCACUCAAUAGGCACACACCCAAGAAACUGGCCACAAUCCUUUUCACCUUUGUCUCUCUUUAAAACUCACUGGUGACUUUCAGGGUAAUCUAUUUCACUACUAGACUGGUGCUGAUGUCACAACAGCUACCCUUCAUUUGCUCAUAGGCCCCUUUCUUCUUCUGUCCUCUUAUCAGUAUUUAAAACAGGUAAUACUGGACACCUUAAUGCCCAAAGAAGCCAUAUCAACAGUCAGUCAUUUGUACUUCUAAGAGUGAGCAAUAAAAUACAGCCCGUGCAUAGUACUUCCCAGAUGUUUAUGAGUAAAUUAUACAUUUAAAAUUCAAUUUCCUAUGUGGCUGGAGAAAUGGUUCAGUAGUUCAGAGUGCUGGUUUCUCUGCAGAGAACCCAAGUAUAGUUCUCAAUACCCAGGUCAUGCAGCUCAGGACUGCUCAAAGGGACCCCGCUGGCCUCCAAGGAUACCCACAUAUAGGUGGCAUUCAAGGAUACCCACAUAUAGGUGGCAUUCACUAGCACAGGCACUGCCACAUAAAUACAAAUAAAUCUUUCAACAUUUUUAACUGAUUAACAAAACGUUUGUUUCAAUUUUGGUGCUUCAACUUUGGAGUUUCACAGUGUGCUAAAACAACCAACUUGUCAAUUGUUCUUUUUUUGCAAGAUAACACAUUAUUAAUUUAUUUAUAAAAGUAUUAAAAAUGUUUAAAUUUGAAUUUUAUUGUUAAUUUUACAAAGGUUUUCUAUAUUUCAAAUGUAGCUUGCUACCACUAAACUUAAUUUAAUAUUCUUCUCAAUAACCACUUGAAAUUUAUUUAAAAUAUAUCAAAUAUUUUAUAUUGUUAUAUCCUGACAAAAUUAUAAUGUAUUACAAUGUACUAAUAUUUCUGUAAAUAUAACUAAAGUUCUAUUGUUUUGUCAAAAUAAAAGAAAAGGAACAAUUCUA
Mus musculus (house mouse) is the source of this 8342-nucleotide messenger RNA. It is a transcript of the gene Col4a3, whose product is annotated as collagen, type IV, alpha 3. Gene Ontology annotation, biological process: negative regulation of angiogenesis. Gene Ontology annotation, cellular component: collagen type IV trimer; basement membrane; collagen trimer. Bases 160 to 5169 code for a protein of 1669 amino acids. Gene Ontology annotation, molecular function: extracellular matrix structural constituent; integrin binding. The transcript has 52 exons. NCBI's taxonomy places the organism in Eukaryota, Metazoa, Chordata, Mammalia, Rodentia, Muridae. The record is from RefSeq and is marked validated.